CCCUUGAUGUCAUUUCCUUUGCGCGAAGCUGGAACUUUGGCGCCCCAGACUUUUAAACAUCUCGAAAGAAAUCGGAAACACCAACCAAGAAGACAAACACUGAGCCAGUCCGGUAGUUACCACGGCAAAGUAACGUUAGUUAAGGAUGUUAGGGUAACGUUAGUUAAUAACCUCCUGGUUGUGAAGAUAAAAAAUGUCGUUCAAAGCAAAAUAAGCUCUCUUCGGAUGGCUGAUGUCGGUGCGGUGAGCCUUCUGUUGACAAUGCCGUUGGUCUGUUAGCGACAAAGAUACAUAGCUCAUCUACCUCUGGAAGACAAGCUGGCUGUCGGGAAGAAACGCACAUAAAUACAUACACCUGCCUGUGGUUUUAUCAGAGUCGACAUGAUCCGAAGCAAACGGAAUAAACCCAAGGCACCAGGGGGCCAGAAGAACAUCUUGUCCUUUUUUUCCUCUCAAAACCACACCAAGGACUUGUCAUCUUCCACAAAAUUGCCUGUCAUUGGCACUGCACUAGCCAGGACUGAACUUCCAGUCAUAGAUGGUGAAUCCUCGACAAUUGGACCCCAUUCCCCCUUAAAGAGGAGUAUCCUUGGGGAGCUCGAAAACCUCCUGCCCUCCUCACCAGAUCUUCUCUUCUCUGUGCCUGAGACCCCAAACAGUCAGAUCAGGCUUGCUUCAUCUUCUUCCUCCAGAAAUCCAGAUAGACGGAGCCCCCAGCCCAGCAGAGAGGUGGUGAGCCUGGACCAGCUCGGCCAAUUGUCUCCCAUCUGUCGGAGUCCCCGUUCCAAAAGGCAGAGUGCACGGAGGCUUAUGACUGAGGAGGGAAAGAAAACCAAGAGGGAAGAAGGAUGUCCUGGCUCUGUAAAAAGAUUAAUCAGCCCUCCUCAAGAGUCUCUCAAGGCCAAGAGACCAAGAAAUGCCAAGCCACCGGCACAUAGAACUGGGCUCAGCCCUACAGGUAGCAACCUGAAAGUAACAAGGCCUUUGAUUGGCCCUUUAAAGACGCCUCAUUUCUCCAGUGACCAGUCUGAGAGGUCAGAGGGUCACACCAGAGAGACUGAAGUGGUCUUUAAUGAAAUCAAAAACUCUUUUGGGGAACAGAGAGGACAUAAGAAAGGGAGCGAUGAAGAGGAGGAAGAUUCAGGUUUUACUGUGAUAACAGAGCAGAAAGCAACAGGGGCCAAAGCCAAUGGAAACCCACACACUUGUCUGGAUAAGGAUACCCACACUCUUACUGCUCACAUGCACAAGCCAAGUGUUCAAGCUAUCACACCUACAACACAGAGAAGUGCAAAUGGGGGAGAGAAUGACGUUAUCAGAUUAGGAGCUACAAGAACAGCAAUGACAUCAUCAAAUGGAGAUGGAGACAAUGUGACAUCAUUGGACCAGGGGCAAGCUGGAGAAAAUACAGGAAUGUCAUCAGUGGAUGAGAGGUUUGACGAGAGCUGGUUUGCUGAGGAGAUGGAUCAUAAUGCGGGUCUUGUCUUAGAGAACAAAUCCCCAAAAAAACGUAAGGUGCCAGACCAUGUGAUCCUUUCUGGAGGCCUAAACAACCGCUACUGGGUUGUAGAUGUGGAGGAGAGGCCCGGCCACAAAACACUCACCAUCUCGUGCUCCAGAUCUCUACAUCCAACUGAGACCUGUCUGCUGAAAGAUGGAUGGGAGAUGACGCCUGUUCGUCAUGGGGAUGUGGUGCAUCUAGAGGGCCGCUCUGAUGCUGGAUCCUGGGUAGUGGACAGGGAGCAGGGCUUUCUGGUUUUACUCCCUGAUAGCCUUAUCUCAGGUACCAGCAUCUCUAACUCCAUUCGCUGCAUGAGGCGUGCAGUACUCGGAGACAUGUUCAAGAGUUUUGACGGUGGCUCCAAGCAAAUGCUAAAUGGCACCAUGGUCCAUGAAGUCUUCCAGAGAGCAGCUAAAGUCAAAGAUUUUUCUCUGGAGACACUGUCUAAGCUGGCUAACCAAGCCCUGUGCAGUCCUCAGUACCUGGGAGACAUGUACAGUUUGGGUGUAAGCCAGGAAGAGAUGAAGCAGGAACUGCAUGACUAUCUGCCCUCACUGGAACAUUGGGCAAAGGAAUACCUCAGCUCCCCAAAACCAAAAGCCAUCAGCCUUAAACUCAACGGCACAGCUUCGAGCAGGUGUCAGGACUCGACAACUGUUGUCACGGUAGCAGAGCUGGCAGAUAUAGAAGAGAAUGUGUGGUCGCCAAGAUUUGGUCUGAAGGGGAAAAUCGAUGUGACGGCGCAGGUUCGAAUCCAAAGACCGCGAAGCGUUAGUCCCAAUACCCCGGAAGAGAGGACUGUCCCCCUGGAGCUGAAAACUGGGAAGGAGUCAAACUCCAUAGAGCAUCGCAGUCAGGUGAUUCUUUACACUCUGAUGAGCUUGGAGAGAUACAAUUCUGAAGCUGGCUUCCUGCUUUACCUCAAGACUGGCAACCUGCACCCGGUAGUGGCCAGCCACAUGGACCGCAGAGAGCUGCUGAAGCUGAGGAACACCUUGGUUCAUCACAUUCACAACUGUGUGGAGAAAGAGGCGAAGCGGAGCCAUUUGUCUAGACUUCCUGAAAUUGUGACUGACAGACAAACCUGCCAGUAUUGUCCUCAGAAGAGAAACUGUGCUUUAUAUGAAAGGGUGGUCAAUGAUAGCUCUGCAGAUGUCUGUGAGGAAGUUGUUCGUGACUUCCUAGAGCAGGAGACAGGUCACCUGAUCCCACCACAUCUAAGCUAUUUUUCCCAUUGGCUGCUGCUCUGCUGCCUAGAGGCUGCCAGCAUGGAGACCAAGAAUGGCCGAAAGCGUGUGUGGCUUCAGACAGCUGAGGAGAGUGAGAAGAAUGGGAGCUGUGUGGGUAAUGCGCAGCUCAGUGGCCCAGUGACCGUGCAGUCUGAAGGGGUUUUUCUCCAUCGUUUCCAGCGAAGAAGUGUGGUGACACAGAAGGGUUUAGCCAGCAGUGGUUUAGCCAGCAGUGGUUUGGCCAGCGGGGAUCGCAUUGUUGUUAGUGACCAGGAAGGUCGCCUGGUUGGUUUGGCAACAGGAUACCUGUGUGAGGUCAGCCGGACAUCAGUCAGCUGCACUCUGGACAGAGACCUGUCUAAGUUCGGUGGUGUGUUGUUUCGAUUGGACAGUGAUGAAGGUGUGGUGGGCCUCAGCACUCACCUCACCAAUCUCUCCAGGCUGAUGGAAAACUGUCAGGACAGUGAUCGUCUGAGGGAGCUGGUUGUUGACCUUCGUCCUCCAGAGUUUAUUUCCAACCUCAGUUCUGUUCUGCCAAGAGAGGCUAAGGACACUGUGGCCAACAUCCUCAAAGGUCUCAACAAACCACAGAAGCAAGCCAUGAAGAAGGUGUUGUUAUCCAAAGACUACACACUGAUUGUUGGGAUGCCAGGCACAGGCAAAACCACGACCAUCUGCACCCUGGUUCGCAUCCUUCACGCAUGUGGGUUCAGUGUGUUGCUCACCAGCUACACCCACUCUGCUGUUGACAACAUCCUGCUGAAGCUAAAGCGCUUCAGGGUUGGGUUUUUGCGUCUUGGGCAGGGGCAGAAGGUUCAUCCAGACAUCCUGCCUUACACAGAGGAAAGUGCGAGGACGAAGGGAGUUCAUAGUCUGUCAGAGUUGGAGCAGCUUUAUAACAAGGAGCUGGUAGUGGCAACCACCUGUAUGGGCAUCAAGCAUCCCAUUUUCACACGUCGCCGAUUUGAUUUCUGCAUCGUAGAUGAAGCUUCACAGAUCAGCCAGCCUAUCUGUCUUGGACCCCUUUUAUAUGCCAAGAGGUUUGUCCUGGUUGGAGAUCACCAACAGCUGCCACCAAUUGUACAAAAUCAGGAGGCAAGGUCACUUGGGAUGGACGAGAGUCUAUUUAAGCGAUUAGAGCUCCAUAGUGAAGCAGUGGUUCAACUCAAUGUACAGUACCGGAUGAAUAGGCAGAUAAUGUCUCUCAGUAACUCCCUGAUGUAUGAGGGCCGGCUGGAGUGUGGAUCAGAGAGGAUAGCCACAGCCCUGCUCACCCUGCCCUUUCUGGUCUCUGUCCAGUCAGAGCUUAGUUCCUACUCUAAGACUCAUCCACAGCACGACCUGGCUUGGAUACAGUCCACAUUGUUGCCCAGCAACCCUGUUUGCUUCCUAGAUUGUUCCAUGGUGCCAGCACUAGAGUCUGUGGAGCAGGGGGGCGUAAGCAAUCACACAGAGGCUGCUCUCAUACACAGGAUCCUUUCACUGUUGAUAAAGGCAGGGUGUAAGCCCAGUGAUAUAGGUGUUAUCGCCCCCUACAGACAGCAGUUAAAGAGUAUCUCUGCUCUGCUGCAGUCCUCUGCUUUCACCGGUGUGGAGGUGAAUACAGUGGACAGAUACCAAGGACGGGACAAAAGUCUGAUCAUUUUUUCUUUUGUGAGGAGCACUACAGACGAAGGAAACUUGGGAGAGCUGUUGAAGGACUGGCGUCGGCUGAACGUAGCCAUUACCAGGGCUAAACACAAGCUGCUGAUGGUGGGCUCCACCACAACGCUCCGACGCUUCGCUCCUGUGGAGAAACUGCUCAACCAUCUCCAGCAAGAGAACAUGAUUAUCCAGCUCCCGCCAGCUGCCCACGAGGCCUUACCAAGCAUGUCCCUUUGAUAGAAGUCUUUGAAGCCAUGGUGGAGUUUUCAGUCAGAGUGGAGCAGCCAGUGGCUGUGGAUCACCUCAAUAAGGCAAAGAUUGAAUGCCAAUCUGCAAACACACUGAAUGAUAUGGAGGCUGUGAUCAGUUGACAACUAUUUUAAAACCUAGUCAUUGCUGUUCUGUCAAUCUUUGGAAAAGAAAAUCCACUAAAAGUAUCCAAGAAACUUGGAACAGCGUUCCCCUAAACUAAUUUAAUUGGCAAUUUUAUUAAAAAAUAUUAUAUGAUAAAAAUAACUGCAAAUAUCCAUUUCAUCGUUUCCCCUAUUAAUUCUCUGAAGCGCGCCGCAGUGAGCCAAUGCUUGUCUAAUGUUAUAGCCCUACUUUAGGAGAGAGUGUAACUGGAAAUACAGAUUACACUAAUGAACACACUAGGAAUGACACCUGAGGAAGCAUUUUGAGGAGACACAACAAGCUCAGCUGCUGGAUUAUGGCACUGUGUGUCAAACCUCAACUACGACUCUAUUGAUACACUGACAAUAUUUUAGACUAGACUGUUGGUACUUUCUCUAAGCAUUCUCACACACACACACAAAGUCAUUCCUAUGUGAAUAUGGAGAUCAUACAGAGU
Molecule: messenger RNA, 5224 nt
Organism: Etheostoma cragini (Arkansas darter)
Lineage: Eukaryota; Metazoa; Chordata; Actinopteri; Perciformes; Percidae
Gene: dna2
Product: DNA replication helicase/nuclease 2
Exons: 25
Coding region: 382-4611 (1409 amino acids)
Biological process (GO): replication fork reversal
Cellular component (GO): cytoplasm
Molecular function (GO): 5'-flap endonuclease activity; single-stranded DNA helicase activity
Source: RefSeq, a predicted model, not a curated record